Molecule: messenger RNA, 2091 nt
Organism: Malaya genurostris
Lineage: Eukaryota; Metazoa; Arthropoda; Insecta; Diptera; Culicidae
Product: serine/threonine-protein phosphatase 4 regulatory subunit 2-like
Exons: 3
Coding region: 104-1906 (600 amino acids)
Biological process (GO): protein dephosphorylation
Cellular component (GO): protein phosphatase 4 complex; cytoplasm; nucleus
Molecular function (GO): protein phosphatase regulator activity
Source: RefSeq, a predicted model, not a curated record
CGCUGUCGAACUGAAGUUGUUUGGUUUCCGUGCUUGCUAUCCUUUUGUUCUGGUUGUUAUAGUGAAUUUCGUUUAUUACUUGACUAAAUCGUAUCUAAUACUUAUGAUGGAAAAUCCGGAAGAAGUUCUGCAGCUUCUGGAACGUUUUACCAAACUAAAACAAAAGGAAAUUCCUCGGGAGCUAGAUGACUAUCUUGGCUUCGUUGCUCGCACCGGGGACACCGUCUAUCGCUGGGCAGUUGUGAAACAACUCAUCCGGACCAAGCUGAUUUAUGUGAUAACAGAUUUUUACGUCAACACUCCGAGUAUUGCCGAUUUACCACAGUGUCCUAAUGUUGACCCAUUUAACUACGAACAAAUGAGAAAAACUUUGAUUGAUCGACUUGAUUCUUUCAACUCGGCCCCAUUCACCGUGCAGCGAAUCUGCGAACUAUUAACGGAACCACGCAAGCAGUACACAAGAAUUGACAAGUUUAUGAGAGCAGUGGAGAAAAAUAUUUUAGUUGUCAGUACACAGGAACCUGGAAGGAGACGCUAUGAUAGUGAGAAUGGUGAUUCUCUGGAUUCUAUCGUCAACGGUGAUCUGGAAGUGAACGUCGACAUUGAGAUGGACAACGAAGCAUUCGGUAUUGAAUCAAACGAAAUUGGUCCACACGCACCGGUCUCGCCGUCUUCAUCCUUGUCGUCAGCAACAUCAUCGUUAUCAGUAACUACAGUUAUAAAGUUAUCUGACACGGAAAUAUCUCCGGAAGAAAACAUGAUAGUUUCGAAGUCACUGACUGAUAUCCAAGAAUCGGAGAAGAGUCCCGAGGCUGAUAUUGCAGAAACCGAGACACAUGAUUUGAAUAGUGCUGGAGAAUCUGCCAUCGAUAGUGAACCGAUCACAACGGAAUCUACUAUGGCUUCCACAAACGACGAAAAUAGUUCAAACCAUGAAGCCACUUCCAGUUUGGAAGAAACUGCUCCACUAAACGGUGACGGUGAGGUGAAAGAAGAAACUAUUGUACCAGAUGCAAAAGUUGAUCCUGUUCCUCAAACUGCUGAUGAAUGCGAUGGUGUUGAAUCCGUUGCUAAAGUCGCAACGCCGGAACCGGAUUCAACUGAAUCGGUCGACAGUAGUAACACUGACAAUCCUCAGCCUCCAGCGCUGGAAUGUCUUUCUUCAAAUAAUGCUCUCAACAAAGAAAAAUCCGCAGAUGAUUAUCAAGCUGUAACCGGAGUUGAGAACGAUGACGCUGCAGAGGAACCAACCGAGGACGACGGACAACCACAGGCAAAGUUAGCAAAACUUUCAUCUGAUCUAGAUGACGACAAAACAGUGGACCUGAAGGAGACUUCAUUGUCAGUUGAGCCAGAAAUAAUCACCGAACAGAAUAACUGUGAGAUUAAUUCGGACUCAGCAACGAACUUGGCCGAAAGUAAUAUUAGUGCUGAUUCUGAGUCGUCUUCUGCGAGCUCGAAUGGCACGAUUCCUAAUUUGACUGAACAACUUGCGGCAACGGAAUGUCCUCCGGAAGCUGAAGAGUCUACGCCAAAUGAAGUAGACAACAAACCUAGUGUAGAUGAGAUUACGAGUGAAGCGGAACCGCUGACUGAAGUACUUCCUGACGUCCAUGCCAGUGAGGAACUACCCACAGAAGCAACAACUGUACUGCCUUCGGACACUAUUGCUUUGAAACCGGCUGACGUGAACCAUGAAGCGCCUGUGGUUGCUACAACGGACGAAAUGGAAACCGUUAGCUCUACGAUGGUUCCGGAGAAUGAGAUGGCCACCGACGAGGAAGAAUCAACUCCUAAACUGAUUGAUGCGGUAGUUCCAAUGGCGGCAGACGUUCCCGAAUCCGCAAAAGCCGACGACAAUGCUAUGGAUGUAGACGAGUCCAGUGUGGAACCAAUGGACCAAUAGAAAUUUAGCUUUAGACGAGAAUUUGCACUCACAUUAGAUGUUAGUACUGCUAUAACAAUGUUUUGUUUUUAUUUAACUGCUGCAGCUUACCGAAGAACUCAAAUCAUUAAAACCUGCUGUAAUUAUUUGACUAAAAAGUACGUGUUUAAGUAAUAAUAAAUGCCAUUUGGCAAUGGUACACCUCA